AUGCUGUCGUCCGAGGUGAAUCAGGUCCUUAUCAUACUCACCGUUGUCGUGGCCAGCAUCGCCUUCUUACUCAUCAUCUAUAUCUACUGUCACUAUAAAUGCGGUUUUUGUCAGCGGAAACGCAAAUCAACGAAUUUGCCCGAAGUCCGUAUCACGAUGCACAAUGAUAACGCCAAAACGCCAUUAUCAGUCGAUUGCCCGGAUAUCGAUUUUAUUGAUUCACGGAACACGAACAUCGUCUCGUCGACGGUACGCGUAUCAUCAGUGCACAAUGCACCGCAUCAACUAUAG
Molecule: messenger RNA, 291 nt
Organism: Haemonchus placei
Lineage: Eukaryota; Metazoa; Nematoda; Chromadorea; Rhabditida; Trichostrongylidae
Source: the annotation of a GenBank genome assembly